Hyaloscypha bicolor E is the source of this 635-nucleotide messenger RNA. RefSeq lists its product as uncharacterized. The coding region runs from base 244 to 597 and encodes 117 amino acids. The record is from RefSeq and is a predicted model, not a curated record. Lineage: Eukaryota; Fungi; Ascomycota; Leotiomycetes; Helotiales; Hyaloscyphaceae. The transcript is spliced from 2 exons.
ACACGAGCUCGGUUUCGCUAAUGUCGUCCUGGCCGGCUACCAUAGUCUUUUUUUUUUGGAUCUAUUUGGACAAGGGCAGCGGCAGCAGGCUUUUCCUUUCGCUGCGUCCCGCUCAGUUAGCAGGAUAGGGAAUAUCGAAAAUUGCAGUGCCCCUGAACCCCAAGGCUUUGAUAUAUCUUUUAGGUAGUGGUCGUUCCCGUAACUUAUUGUGGAUUAUUUCUGUUUUGCUUCACUCUCGAAAUAAUGCGCCAUCUGGUAGUCUCCUGGGUCCUUCUCUGCCGUAUUCAAUAUACCGCAGUGCAGGCACAAACAGCGAUUUGGAAGUUUCCAUCGCAGGGCGCAAAUCUACAGCCCAAUGUGAACGACACAGUGUUAUUGGAUUGGACGUCGACCUUUCCCUCCACAAUCUUGCGGAUGUGGUGUGUGAAUGGAACAGAUGGGGUUACUCAAGAUCUAGCCAGCUCCUUCAAUGUUGAAUCCACUGGACCCUUUAAUUACAUGACAUGGUUGGGCGUGAUUGGCGGCGGCCGAUUUCAUAAAAACACGGCGCAUCUAGCAACGCCUACUCCCCAGUCUCUGCUUGAGUUGUUUCCAUAGACUAGCCCAUAUUAAAUAGUUUAGCGGAUAAUAAUUCU